Humulus lupulus (European hop) is the source of this 1676-nucleotide messenger RNA. RefSeq lists its product as uncharacterized. The record is from RefSeq and is a predicted model, not a curated record. The coding region runs from base 41 to 1540 and encodes 499 amino acids. NCBI's taxonomy places the organism in Eukaryota, Viridiplantae, Streptophyta, Magnoliopsida, Rosales, Cannabaceae. The transcript is spliced from 6 exons.
UACCAGACGAGGAAGCUUCUUUGUGAGGUGGGCUUAGGCUAUGAGCAAAUUGAUGUUUGUCAAUACGAUUGUGCAUUGUUUUAUGGUGAGAAUGCAAAUGCAGUGUCAUGUCCUGUAUGCAAGUCUAGUCGUUAUAAUUUUAGUCAUGGCACCUGGUCGUCGCACCACUCGAUCUACUGCUCAAAGUCAACAAGUUGAACCAGUCAUUGAUCCUCCUGCUCCACCUUCACAAGUUGUUCGCACUACUCGGUUGAGAAUAGAGAAUCAACAAGUUGAACCAGUCAUUGAUCCUCCUGCUCCACCUACACAACUUAUUCGCACUACUCGGUCGAGUUUAGAGAAUCAACAAGUUUGUCGCACCACUCGAUCUACGGUACUCAGUCAACGACCUAGAACCACCCCACAAUCUAAUGUAGAGAGAGAACACCCUCAAGGCUCCACACACCCCACUGUACAGGGUGAACAAGUCAAUGUGAUGACCCAUUUUGAUACCGAAGAUGAUAAUCAAUCUUCCCAAGUUCCAUCAGGACAAACAUCUUCCUUUAAGCCACGUGGAGUUACUCGCGGCUUGACAACUACAACUAUAGCUAAGGCAUCAUCAACUGGAAAGUUGUCAGUGACUUUUAAUGCGGAGUGUCGUCAACCAAUUUGUACUAAUGCUGAGAAAUUUAAUAAUGAGAUUGGAUUCAUUAUUCGGAAUCAUGGUACAUUUCAUUAUAAAGAGUGGAGAAUGGUCCCAGAAGAUGAACAUUUUGACAUCAACUUGAAUGAUGAGACAACUAAAAAAUGCAUUGAUGAGCAAAUGAGAAAAGCUUGGAAGGGUCAUAAGUACAAGCUGCACUUAUAUUUCAAAGAAAUUGGAGGAGAGAAUGAUCUUGAGAUGGCCAAGAGCAAACGUCAUCCAGACUUAAAAGAAGAACAUCAAGAAGAUUGGAUGAUUUUGUGUGAUCGUUGGUGUUCUCCUGAAUUUAAGGAAAGAGCAUUAAAGAAUACUACCAAUCGAUCAAAGAGGAAAUGGGAGUCGAAAAAUGGUUCAGUCUCCACACCACGACAUCACAUUCGACGUGGAAUGGUGUUAACUUCUCCUACCGGUCAAAUUGAGACAUGGCAUCUAAAGCAUUAUGAUGCUGAGAAAGGAUGGACUGGAAUAGAGCUCGGGCCAUUAUAUGAUAAAAUGAUGGAGUUAAGGGGUCAACAUCCUCCAGAAGAACUGUCUGAUAAAGAGAUUAUGGAGCGUGUACUUGGACGUGAUUCGGUAUACUUGCAAGGGUGGGGGCGGUCUCCUAGUGUCACAACUUCUACUUCACAUCGUGAAAAUAUUGUGGGUAAUCAACCAACUUAUGAAGAGUUACUUGAACGACUUAAUGAUACAACUUCCCGCCUUAAUGCUACUAGCGAACAACUUAGUGUAGUUGUGGAUAUACUUCGUCAUAACAAUUUGAUGGCACCGCCUCCACCACCUCCAACAGACCAAGCUUCAGAUGCAAAUUUAAGAGAGUCGCCAUCUAUUUCAGUUCGGGAGUCACAAGAUGAUUCUUAGUUUAUUUACAUUAAUUUUACUAAGGAAUGAACUUUAUGAAGUUUUUUUUAUUUUGGUAGGGGUAACCUUAAAAUGAUAACUUUAUAACUUAUUUUAGUAUUGAACAUUAUAAAGAAUUUUAGCAUUAAAUAUUUUA